GUGCGCUGUGCUGUGUUGGUGGAACUUCGUACGAAUACGAAUACGAACACGAACAACAAGUCAGUCAGUUAGUCAGUCAGUCAGCAAUGUUUACACUCUGCCUGAGCUGGUCUAGUCGGAACGUACAUAGAGUGUAUUUAUUGAAUCGCUUAUAGCCAUAAGGAUGUUUUAUUGACAAACAAUUUUACCGAAAUCUAUGUUACUUAACCAGAUUUGCACCGAAGAAGUGAUAAUUUGUUACCAAUCCAAUCGUACAAUGAUGUCGCUAACCGAGGCAAAGUGAUAAUCGUGCUGUUUGUUGCUAGUUCUCUAUUUUGCGUCCAGUAAAUUAGUGCUAUUAGUCCAUACGGAAAACUGAGUCAUGGAGCGAAUUCUGCGUGGAGUGAUGCGAUACCGGUAUACCACCAGGGAGCAGAUGGUGAAGGAAUUUAAGCAAGUUCGAGACAAUCCACAGCCCAAAGCGGUAUUCUUCACCUGCAUGGACAGCCGGAUGAUUCCGACCCGGUACACGGAUACCCACGUGGGAGACAUGUUCGUGAUACGAAACGCCGGCAAUCUGGUGCCACAUGCAGAGCACUUCCAGGACGAGUACUUUAGCUGUGAACCGGCCGGCCUGGAGCUGGGAUGUGUCGUUAACAACAUCAAGCACAUCAUCGUGUGUGGUCACAGCGAUUGCAAAGCGAUGAACCUGCUCUAUCAGCUGAGGGAUCCGGAGUUUGCAUCCAGGAAAAACCGUCGAAUAUCGCCGCUGAGGGCGUGGCUUUGCGAGCACGCCAACACCAGUUUGGAAAAGUUUCAGAACCUGAAGCAGAUCGGACUGGAUAAACCGUUGAUAUUCUCGUCGGAAACGCCGCUGCGCAAGUUUGUCGCCUACAUCGACCCGGAAAAUCAGUUCGCACUGGAGGACAAGCUGUCGCAGGUGAACACGCUGCAGCAGAUAGAGAAUGUGGCGUCAUACGGGUUUCUGAAGAAACGGCUCGAAUCGCACGAUCUGCACAUCCACGCACUGUGGUUCGACAUCUACACGGGUGACAUUUACUACUUUAGUCGUAACUCGAAACGGUUCAUUCCGGUGGAGGAGAGCACCAUCGACCGAUUGUUGGAUGAAGUUCGGCGGUACUACUCCUGAGGGUAGUGGGCUAGUGCCAAUGUGUACGUGCACAUCAAAUUAUGUAUUUUCGUGAUUUUAGAUAGCUAUUGAUUACUCUGUAUCUGGAAAAAUACAGAGAUUCCUGUAUGCCAGAUAGGAUAGAGAACGGCUUAUGAAGUGGGGGGAGACAAGGGCCAUUUGGUAUAACAGUAUGAAAGAACAGCUCAUAUUGAAAAGAAGGGAAAAUACCCAUUAAAUAAUUAUGUUCCCUUCUUUCUAUUAUGGGCUGUUCUUUCUUAUUCCGAUGAUGUACAGCCCAAAUGGUAAAAUAUCUAUUACAUAAGUAAAGUUGUCCACAUGUAUGCCAAAUGGUCAAAUGGAGAUGAGCCAAAUCGAGUUCAAAAAGUUAUUAUUUACCCCCUGCUUGGAAUAGCACCUCCCCCUGCUAAAGCCGUCCCCUAUCCUAUGUGAUUGGAGCAAUUAGAAGUGCUUGUGCGGUGCCUUGAAUAUAUUUAGAGCUUUACAUGUUAUUGUAUUUUCAUCUUUGUUAAGUAAAAACUUAUUCAUAGGACGAACGACGAUUAACACAAAACAAUGGAAUCAUUCAACUUUUUUGUACUUUUACAACAUAUUUUUUAUGUAAUAAAUUGUUUUGCA
Molecule: messenger RNA, 1747 nt
Organism: Ochlerotatus camptorhynchus
Lineage: Eukaryota; Metazoa; Arthropoda; Insecta; Diptera; Culicidae
Gene: CAHbeta
Product: carbonic anhydrase beta
Exons: 3
Coding region: 362-1129 (255 amino acids)
Molecular function (GO): carbonate dehydratase activity; zinc ion binding
Source: RefSeq, a predicted model, not a curated record